This is a messenger RNA of Schistosoma rodhaini, 360 nucleotides long. The record is from the annotation of a GenBank genome assembly. Lineage: Eukaryota; Metazoa; Platyhelminthes; Trematoda; Strigeidida; Schistosomatidae.
AUGUCAGAUUAUGACGAUGUUUUAUGUAGUUCUCUAAAACUGAAAUCUGGGCAAGGAAUAAAAAAGAAAAAGAAAAAGCGUAGCAAAAAGUUAUCACCAAACGAUCUUGAAGUGGCUGUCAAUACCUCUGAAAUAAAUCCAAACGAUGAAACUGUCAAAGAAGAGAAGAAUUCAAAGCCUACAUAUACAAACCUAACCAAGUCCCAAGUAGAGUGGGAGAAACGUAGAGACAAACGUAUAUUGGAAUCUGUACUAUCAAAGGCAGAUAAAUCGCAUAAACAAAGGAUAAUUGAAUUUAACAACUAUCUGAGCACUCUCACUGAACACUUCGAUAUCCAGAAAGUUUCUUGGACUAAAUAA